GUGUAACUAAAGCAAAGGCGAAACUGUGUUGAUUGAGUACAGUCAACGUUUUACGUAUUUCAAUUAUUAUCACAGUUUUCACAUCGAUAUCAAUAUCUUAAUAUUAUUUAAUAUUUUUUUUUAUUAAGAUAAUAUUUUAGGAUACAACACACGUGUACUAAGAUAGCUCAGCGCAAUGGUCGUUGUAUCAAUUAAUCAGGGAAAGCUGAAAGGUGGAGAGGCAAUAAGUGAUAAUGGUGUGCCAUAUUACGAAUUCUUGGGGAUCCCAUACGCGAAACCCCCAGUUGGACACUUGAGGUUUAGGAAUCCUCAGCCUCCAGAGUCUUGGGAUGGCGAAAGAGACGCGACGGCUAUUAAUGAAGACAAUAUAUGUUGUCAGAUAGAUAUGGUAAAAGGCAGCCAAAUAGGAAGCGAGGACUGCCUUUACCUUAAUGUCUACACCCCGAAGUUACCUGAUAAUACUAAGCCUUUACCAGUUAUGGUUUUUGUUCACGGAGGAGGUUUUAUUUAUAACAAUGGUAUUGUCAAGAAAGAUUUGGGUCCAGACUACUUGAUUGACAAUGACGUAGUCGUUGUUACUUUUAAUUAUAGAUUGGGUGUACUUGGUUUUCUAUCAUUGGAUAUUCCUGAAGCCACUGGGAAUAUGGGAUUAAAAGAUCAAGUACAAGCUCUUAAGUGGGUCCAAAAUAACAUUAGUCACUUUGGUGGAGAUCCCAAGAACAUUACAAUAUUCGGAUUAAGCGCUGGAUCAGCAUCAGUUGACUACCUUAUUUUAUCACCAUUAUCAAAAGGUCUUUUCCACAGAGCAAUUCUUCAGUCAGGCUCCAGCCUUAACCAUUGGGCGAUUAAUUAUGAACCAAAAAAUGCAGUAUAUAAACUUCUAGAAAAAAUGGAAUAUAACGGAUCUACUCAGGACGAUCGUGCUAUAUACGAAUAUCUUAUGAAAAGUCCUCUUUCCAAAUUGAUAGAAGCAAGUUACAAGGUCGUUGACAAUUAUACUGCAAAUAGAAUGUCUUUUGUCUUCGUACCAACUGUUGAAAAAGAAUUUGGGGAUAGCGAAGCAUUUAUAACUGAUAAACCCUAUAAAUUAUUUAAAGAGGGCAGAUUUAAUUAUGUCCCGGUCAUCAAAGGAUUUUGUAAUAAGGAAGGUUAUUUAAGUAUUUUGUUAAAGCCUAACAUUAUCCUUGAUGUGAUAGAAAAUAAAAAUUUCAUUGAACACUGGGCGUACGAAAUAAAAGCAAGUGACAAAAAUAAAUUGAACGCAGACUUCUCAGAAGCUUAUUCAGAAAACAUACAGCCCGAUGAUGAAAGCGACAAAAUAGGAGUAGACUUCUUCACUGACUACGAUUUUACGUCAGGAAUUUGGUUAAGCGGAAAAAUGAUGGCAAAAAAAGGUGUUCCUGUAUAUUUUUACGAAUUCUGUUACGAAGGAAAAAUGAACUUUUUCCAGCACUUCUUCGGAGUGCUGCGAAAGGGCGCAGCUCAUAGUGAUGACUUGUGUUACGUUUUCAAACACGAUAUCUCUAAAUUUGGUGAAGCAAAAGACAAAGAAGUAAGGGCAGAUAUUUGUAAAAUGUGGACCAAUUUCGCUAAAACAAGCAAUCCUACAUCAAGAGACAUAUCUAUUGAAUGGACUGAGUAUAAAGAAGACUUACCAGCUUACCUCUGUAUUGAAGAAAACUUUUCAAUAAAAACUGACUAUAAACCCAAAAAUAUGGCUAUUUUCGAAGAAAUUUAUGAAAAGAAUGAGAAUAAUAUAUAA
Molecule: messenger RNA, 1762 nt
Organism: Nymphalis io (European peacock)
Lineage: Eukaryota; Metazoa; Arthropoda; Insecta; Lepidoptera; Nymphalidae
Product: juvenile hormone esterase-like
Exons: 3
Coding region: 176-1762 (528 amino acids)
Source: RefSeq, a predicted model, not a curated record